UAAAAGGGGCGUGCAGCGUCGUGGACAGCUCCAGUCUCACAGCACAGGCCGGCCCGCUCAGGCUCAUACUUUCUUCCUGUCCGAUUUUUUACGUAAUUCAUAACCGGGGUUCUUUUUGUUUCUUAGCCUUCCCUCCCCCCUGCCCCCCCACUACUUCUCAGUAAUUCCAUUUUUCUUUUUGAGCCCCCCCUCCAUUUUUUGUGUUGUUUUUUUCUCUUUCCACCGCACGGCUUUUGUUAUUGUUGUUGUUGUUAUUGUUGUUAGUAGUCGUAGUGGUCGUUAGUCGUCCUUAUAGAUUUUUCACACGGGCAGGGAUUUAGAGGAAUAUUAAUUUUGUGCAGGAGAGUCAUUUUAUAAUUGUGUCUUUAUUUUUUUUGGUCACCGUUAGUUAUCUAUUAUUAUAAUUACAAUAAUCAUAAUUUAUUAUUAUUUAUUCUGCAAUAAAAAACGAAGCUUCUUCAACUGUUGGCUUCAUUUCAAACGCCCAACCAUCCACAGCACCAGCACCAGCAUCGGGUCGGCACAGCGAUUGUACACGCGCUGGAAGAAUAUUACUUCGAAACAAUGGUCACGCAGGUACUGGCGGCCAUGGAGACCCACCUGGCAAACGGAUCGGUGUGCGGCGGCCCGGCGAACGUUGGGCCCAACUCCGGCGGCGGGGGCGGGGGGGGCGGCGGCGCCGGCUGCCCGCUGCUGGGGCCCUCGCUGCAGGCCGCCGGCUCCUCCAUGGAGGACAGCAAGACCAACCUCAUCGUCAACUACCUGCCGCAGACCAUGACCCAGGAGGAGAUGAAGAGCCUGUUCGGGAGCAUCGGCGAGAUCGAGUCGUGCAAGCUGAUUCGGGACAAGAUCACAGGUGGGCAGAGCCUGGGCUACGGCUUCGUGAAUUACGUGGACCCCAAGGACGCGGAGAAGGCCAUCAACACCCUCAACGGCCUCCGUCUGCAGACCAAGACCAUCAAGGUGUCCUACGCACGCCCCAGCUCGGCGUCCAUCCGUGACGCCAACCUCUACGUGAGCGGCCUGCCCAAGAACAUGAGCCAGAAGGAGCUGGAGCAGCUCUUCUCGCAGUAUGGGCGCAUCAUCACCUCCAGGAUCCUCGUCGACCAGGUCACCGCAGGCAUGUCGCGCGGCGUGGGCUUCAUCCGCUUCGACAAGCGCGUCGAGGCCGAGGAGGCCAUCAAGGGCCUCAACGGGCAGAAGCCGCCGGGGGCCGCCGAGCCCGUCACCGUCAAGUUCGCCAACAACCCGAGCCAGAAGACCAGCCAGGCCCUGCUGGCCCAGCUCUACCAGUCGCCAAUCCGCCGCUACCCAGGGCCCCUGCACCACCAGGCGCAGAGGUUCAGGCUGGACAAUCUCCUAAACAUGGCUUACGGAGUAAAGAGGUUCUCCCCGCUCACCAUCGACAGCGUCACCAGCCUGGCCGGCGUGGCAAUCCCCGGCCACACGGGCACAGGCUGGUGCAUCUUCGUGUACAACCUGUCGCCCGAGGCCGACGAGGGCAUCCUGUGGCAGAUGUUCGGCCCGUUCGGAGCGGUGACAAACGUGAAGGUGAUCCGCGACUUCGCCACCAACAAGUGCAAGGGCUUCGGAUUCGUGACCAUGACCAACUACGACGAGGCCGCCAUGGCCAUCGCCAGCCUCAACGGCUACCGACUCGGUGACCGUGUCCUCCAGGUCUCCUUCAAGACGAGCAAAGCUCACAAGGCGUAGUGCGGUGGGGUGGGUUGGGUGUGCGGGUGAGCGGGGGAGAGAGAGAGAGGGAGGGAGGGAGGGCUGGUGGGGGGGAUGAGUUGUGGGGCUGUUGCGGGGUGGGAAGCCGGGCGGUGAGCGUCCCACUCCCGACUCAGAUCGGACGACGCCGCGGUUGACGUGGUGGCACCGAUUUGCGUGAGAGAGGAUGAAACACGAUUACCCUCGACUUGGUUCCGUUUUGACUUGUGGUUUUUUUUUGUUUUGGGGGGGGGGGGGGGUAGGGGUGGGGAGGGAGGGGGGGGGCGGUUUCCUUCAGGUCCUCUUUCUUUUCAAAAACGGCAAAGGUCAACCCGUCCCCAACGACCUCGAGGACAUCCCGUCGCCAUUAAUCCGAGGUCGCUAUUUAUUAAUUGAGUUAACUUAUUUAUUUAUUUGUUGGCACGCCUGCUUGUUAUUUAUUUGCUUCCUCGCUGCGGCUUGAUCUUUCAUCGGGAGGGGGAGAGCCGUAGGCGCGUGGAGGCGUGCGAGCGCGGUCUUUUCUAGGCACGCGGACGACAAUGCGGUUAUCGUUCGGUUUUUUUCUCUUCCGAAAGUAAAAUGAUCUCGCAAACUGAUUUUCUUUUUUUUCCAAAUGAGGAGCUUGCGUGCUUAUUCGUAGCAGAGAACAAAAUGCAAUGCUUUUUUAUUUUCUUCUCGCGAGUUCACUGACUCUGCGACGAUGUCACCCUGACGACAUCGACAGUGUAACAGUCACGCUUGGAGAUUUUUGCGCGCAAAGAACAAAUGACGACAGGUAGAUUUGUACGGCGCGUAAAGAUAUGAAUGCCCUUUGUACAUUGGUAUUGACUUGCGUGCGGCAAUUUGAAAAGGUGAAUACUUUUUAAAACGAAGUAGACAAAUCGCCGACUUAUUAUAUCACCGACUUGGUAAUGCGAAUGAGCGUUUGUGGAAUCAUUUUCUAUGGCUAUGAAACCCAACUUGGCAUCGGCUACGUGCGACGGAUUAAAAAAGAAAAUAUUUACGAAAAUAAAUUAUCGCGCAUUGCUUUAGAGCCGUGCCGCUAAGCUGAACUCUUGUCACGAGGCGAGAGAUGUUAAAGCAGGAAACAAGGGACAUUUACGUAGCCUCAGCUGAAACAAAAAAAACGAUGCAGUUAUUAUAUAACGUAAUAUGUAAUAACUUUAAUCUUGAAUGUGAACCUUACGUCAAUUUUAAAUAGAUUUUAUUUUUUCUCCCUAACUCUUAAUUUUCGUAGUUUUUGUUGGUUCAUUUGUGUUCAUCACCCCCCGUGGCACCGUAGUUAUUGAUCUCCCUGAGCAUGUGCUCCUCUCCAUUCUGUUUGUGUCUCUGGCCCAUGUCGUGAGGCAUCAGUUGAACCCACCCUGUGCGAUAAUUUCAAACACCAAUCCCCAUUGUGCAUCACCGUUGUUGUUGUUGUUGCUAUUAUUAUUAUUGUACACGUUUCCUCGUUCCGUCUUGUCACCAAUGCAAAAGGGGUCUUUAAUCAUCAAAUAAAUAAUUUAUCGAUCCGUUAUUUAUUAUCAUAUUUAUUGGUGUUGUUUAUUAAUCUAUUUAUUACUUAUUUAUUGUUACUCGGCAAUUGAUGUAUCAACGCGCUUUGCUUUUUCACGCAAGUACUUAUAGCCGGACGGCGGAGAUUAUAAAUUGAUGAGACAAAACAAGGUCGAGCCUAAAUCGUCGCGUAAACAUUUCAACCCUAAACCCUGGGGAUGAAGAGUAGGGGGAAUCUAUUUACCGCGGAGGAAAUACAAAUAAAAUCGUUAAAAUCGCAACGAGCUUACU
Petromyzon marinus (sea lamprey) is the source of this 3498-nucleotide messenger RNA. RefSeq names its product ELAV like RNA binding protein 4 (gene ELAVL4). Gene Ontology annotation, cellular component: ribonucleoprotein complex. The record is from RefSeq and is a predicted model, not a curated record. Gene Ontology annotation, molecular function: RNA binding. Lineage: Eukaryota; Metazoa; Chordata; Hyperoartia; Petromyzontiformes; Petromyzontidae.